ACUACUAUUAGUCUGAUGGCGGCUCUGACUGAGAACAUGCUGACAGUCAACAUGUUACUGAGUAUCUUCUUUCUUCCAGGUGCUUUGGCUGAUGACUGCUAUGGUGAAACACCAGCCCUCAGGAUCACUACACUGAAAUACAUGGAAGCUCUGACUGGAUCUUGUUUGCAAAUCCCAUGUACCUAUGAGACAAAACAUCCUGACUAUGACAGCAGUAAAACUAUCUAUGCAGUUUGGAUGAAAGGUGGUGCAGAUUUUUGGGCCAAUCCAAGCCCUGUUAUUUUCAACAGCAGUGGGUCAGUUAACAAAUAUUCACUGAAUAUCACUGGAAACCUGAAAGAGAAAAACUGCACCACUAUGUUUCCUAAUCUACAAACAAGUCAUGCAGACAAAUACUAUUUCAGAGUUGAGAACGGUGUCUAUAAGGCAACAGCUUGUGUUGAUCCUCUUUACAUAACAGUUAGAGAUUCUCCUUGGAGUCCCAGCAUUAAUGUUCCCUCUGACCUGAAGGAGCAUCAGUCUGUCACUGUAACCUGCUCAGCUUUCACUCCCUGUCCAAACUCACCUCCUGAACUCACCUGGAAUCUCCAACAAGACUCUCUCAGACAAACAGAGAAAAACACAAAUGGAACCUUUACAACUAAAAUCCAGAAGAACAUCACUCUGUCAGACACACAUGAUGGAUACAACAUCACAUGUUCUGCCAGAUAUCCUGUGAUUGGAGGAAACAAGACAGCAGAGACAGAAGUGACUCUCAGUGUUUCAUAUGCUCCUAGAAACACCUCAGCAUCCAUCAGUCCAUCAGGUUUGGUGUCAGCAGGUAGCUGGGUGGAGCUGAGCUGCUCCAGCAGAGCCAAACCUCCACCCAGAUUCACCUGGUUCAGGAAAAGCAAAGAUGGAAACAUUAAUGUGUCUGUGGGGCAGGUUUACAGCUUCAAUGUCACUGAAGGUGGAGAGUUUUACUGUCAGGCUAUCAAUGCUCUGGGUAAUCAGACAUCCAACGUGAACAUUAACAUUGAAGGUCCUUCAAAAGCAGAUUUCCCUACUCUGCCAAUCACAGUGGGAUUAUCUCUGGCCAUUAUCGUGGGUUUAUGUCUUGUUUUAACUGUUUGGUGUUUUAAGUCCAAACAAUCAUCUCCUCAACAGACUCAUCAGACUCAGAGUCAAACAGGCGUCGAGGCAGAUGUUCAGAUAUCAGAUGGCAAAGAAACAAAAGGAGAAGUUCAUUAUGGAGAAGUGAUCAUCAUAAAGAAGACACCUGAAGCUUCCUCGUUGCCAGUGCUGGACAGCGAACAGGUGUCUGUGUACGCUCAGGUCAAAGUGCCAAUGGCAGAGAAAUCCACAACACAGACGGCUGAGGGUCCAGAGAAUCUCUACGCUCAAGUGAAGAAAAAUUAACGUUUGUUUUGUAAG
Molecule: messenger RNA, 1413 nt
Organism: Poecilia reticulata (guppy)
Lineage: Eukaryota; Metazoa; Chordata; Actinopteri; Cyprinodontiformes; Poeciliidae
Source: RefSeq, a predicted model, not a curated record